UGCAAAUUAGUUUUUUCAAUGCCCGUCAAUUUUUUUGUUUGUUUAUUUUUUGAAACCGAAGGACACGUGACAACCGUCAAGUGUAAAUGCACCUUUACAAAAAUGCGUAUAUUGACAACUAUGACAAGUUUCACAAUUUGACAUCAAAACAACAUAACCAAAACCUGAGCAAACAUAACCUCUGUAAAUGUAAAAUCAAAGAUAUUAGAAAUAAAAAGUCUUUAUUAAAAUACAUCAUGUUUAAACUGGGACAAAAUUUGUUAUACAAAAAGUGUGCAACUGACUUAAAAAUCACGAGAAGAUUCGUUGGAAAUUUUGAAACAAAUUAUCAUCUAUUUACCAAAUAUUUUGGCUUAAAUCAGAAUAGAGCAAAAGAAUUUAUAGAACGGCAAAAGCUAAGUGAGAAACCAACGGAGACAAUUGUCAAAGUGGUCGAUUUUUGCGAAAAACUUGGUUUUAGUAAAAAAGAAAUUUUAAAAAACCCGUCUAUUCUUAGAGCACAUCCGUCUACAUUAGAUCAAUAUUACAACGUCAUGAUCGAAGGAGGAUUUAAAGUCAUUACUAUUAAAGGCUUAUCAAAGUUUCGCUCCCUUUCUCAAAAAGAUGUUCGUACACUAAAAAUGCAUGGUUUUAUAGACCACAACACAAAUGUUACAAAAAGUUUUAUGGCCCAUUUAAAUCCUCGUGCAGAAAAUCUUGUAAUUAAUCAUGACGAUUCUGUAGAGUUGUGGUGUCAUGUUCAUUUAAAAGUGUUAAGUCAUUAUUUAAAGUGGCGGUUACAAGUAACUGACGAGGAAAUUCUUAGGUUCAUUAAAAUUCACCCCCAAAUCAAACGAAAAAGUUUAAAGUAUGUUUGCGACAAUAUUAAUCAAGCAGAGGAAUUAGGAUUUCCACUUGCAAAGAUAUUAAAAUAUGGAUAUAUAUUACAUACCCAUCCAAAAAAUUUUAAAGAAAUUUUAGAAAAAUUUCCAGUAUUGGCAGGUGUAUCUACUAAGAAAGCAGUAAGGAUGUAUCCAAAACUACUGACGACAACGGCUUCAAGCGUUCAGAAAAUACAUGACACAUUGAAGAAACACAAUAUUCGUGAUGAAGCAAUAGCGAGACGACUGAAUAUAUUCUAUCUUUCUCCAGAGACUGUAGAAUUCCGUUUGAAUGAACUACAAAGAGUGGCUGACUUUAAAGUGCUGUUGUACAAUCCAAAUAUUCUCAAACUUGUUGUACAUCAUAAUCGUGCAAAAUCUCGUUUGACAUUUUUGAAAGAAUUGCAGUUAAAAUGUGCAACAGUAAGUGUCCUUGGAAUUGACAACAUUAAAUUUGAUGAUCAUAUUAGAGAAGGAAGAGAUGAGAAUAGUUUCACUGAUACCUAUUCCUUUUUAAAAGGCAUCUUUAAGAAAGAUAUUGAAGAUUUUGAAUUUACAUUAAAAAAACAUCCUUACUACCUGCAGGUGCCUUUAACUGCAAUGGAAGAUACUUUCCACUACUUAGAGAGUGAAAAGUUUUCAAAUAAUUCUAUCUUUAGCGUAAUAUGCAUUUUACUCUAUCCAAAGGAAAAGAUAAAAAAAUCAUUUAAACAAAUUAGACAAUAUGAAUUACAAACUAAGAAAAAAUUAACUCAAGUAAAUAAAUUGAAUUUAGCUCUAUAUUUUAUUGAAAAAGAACACCACUUCAGUGGGGAUGGUGUCUGGACCAAAAAUGAAGUAGUGGAGGAAAGUGUACAUACUUCUUGAUUGUAAAUUAUGGACCAAGUGUACUGUGAUAACCAGGUAUGUUGUAUUUUAAAUAACGUCCAGGAAGGUAAUGAAAACAAUAUUUUACAACAGCAAUGUAUUCAGAUAAAUAAAUAAGUUUAAUGUAAGAAAUACAAAAAUAUUAAAGUAUAAUUUUAUAA
Molecule: messenger RNA, 1888 nt
Organism: Zophobas morio
Lineage: Eukaryota; Metazoa; Arthropoda; Insecta; Coleoptera; Tenebrionidae
Gene: mTerf5
Product: transcription termination factor 5, mitochondrial
Exons: 8
Coding region: 87-1727 (546 amino acids)
Biological process (GO): regulation of DNA-templated transcription; termination of mitochondrial transcription
Cellular component (GO): mitochondrial matrix
Molecular function (GO): double-stranded DNA binding
Source: RefSeq, a predicted model, not a curated record